AUGGAACGUAAUUUCCUCUUCACGGUUACAUUGAUCUGCAUUGUCGUCGCCGGUGUCGGUGGCCAAUCUCCGAUCCCCGCUCCGUCAAUAUCUCCCGCCGCUCCUUCUGCUCCAACUACUUCCCCCGCCGUCACUACUCCCACUGAAGCUCCGGCGAACACUCCGGUCUCGUCACCUGUCGAGGCACCGAAAUCUCCGGCUCCUGAAAUAUCUUCACCGCCGCCGGCUCCUGUUCCCGAGAGCCCUCCUCCGGCUCCUUCACCAAAGGCUUCUGCUCCGGUGAGCUCUCCACCGGUUCCAGCCCCAGAAGCUGCUACUCCCCCGGCUCCCGAUGCCGAUGUACCGGCUCCGGCUCCAAGCAAGCAUAAAAAGACCGCGAAGAAGCACAACGCACCGGCUUCGGCUCCCGGGAUUGACAGUCCACCUGCACCACCGACGGAAGCACCCGGACCUAACUCCGACGCAGAUUCUCCCGGUCCGGCCGCAUCCGCCGACGAUCAGAGCGGAGUAGAGAGCACAAGUGUAUUGCGGAAUGUAGCGGUGGGAGCGGCUGCAACCGCAUGGGCCGUUAUCGUUAUGGCCUUCUAA
Thlaspi arvense is the source of this 588-nucleotide messenger RNA. The record is from the annotation of a GenBank genome assembly. NCBI's taxonomy places the organism in Eukaryota, Viridiplantae, Streptophyta, Magnoliopsida, Brassicales, Brassicaceae.